GCUAGUGUCAGUCUUAUGCCAUUGUCUAUAUGUAACAAGUUACAGAUGGGAGACUUGAAGCCUACUACUAUCUCCCUCCAAUUAGCGGAUCGAUCGGUUAAACGUUCGGUAGGUAUAUUAGAGGAUGUACCCAUCCAGGUUGGUAAAUUCUUUAUUCCAGUUGAUUUUGUUAUUCUUGAAAUGGAGGAGGAUUCUCAAAUCCCCAUUAUAUUGGGAAGACCUUUCCUUGCUACCGCUGGAGCGAUAAUUGAUGUGAAGAAUGGAAAGCUCUCUCUCAAUAUAGGGGAUGAAAAGGAUUGACACGAUUGACAUGGUGGUUAGAGAAGAUUUUACCAGAGAUAUCUCAAGUGAUCCACUUGAGAAAUGUUUAGUAAAGAAUGGGGUACCAGAUGAUGAUGAUCAGGAAAUAACUUCCUAUGUUACAAUGCUUGAUGAAAAGCCAACCUACACCAAAACCACCUACAUCAAAGAACCUGAUAUAGUGGUCGAAAUUGCAAGGGGGCUGAAUGACCAGGUCGUGUAUGUAAACACAGUUGUGUCAAAAAGCAGCAGAAACAGCCCAGAACAGGUUUGUGAAGAGAAAACUGCACCUGGGAAGAUGCUGAAUAAUGAUUCCACACGGCCAUGGUGUGUCCGUAGACACAGUCGUGUCAAAAAGCAGCAGAAGAAGUCUAGAACCAGUCCAUCUCCACCAGUUGAAGUGGAACAUAAGGCACAUUGGGCUAUCAAGAGCAUUCAUUUAGAUUUGAAAGAAUCAGGGGAGCAGAGAAAGCUUCAACCAAAUGAACUUGAUGUAUUGAGAUUGGGUGCGUAUGAGAAUGCCAAGAUUUACAAAGAAAGAAUAAUGAAGUGGCAUGAUCAACAUAUCCUCCGUAAAGAGUUUACAGAAGGAGACUUGAUACUUCUACUUAAUUCCCGACUCAAGCUUUUUCCGGGCAAACUUUGUUCGAUGUGGUCCGGACCAUUCCAAGUGCAUAAGAUAUACUCAUUUGGGGCUGUCGAAGUAUGGAGUGAAGCCACGGGAUCUUUCAAGGUCAAUGGACAGUGA
Molecule: messenger RNA, 1048 nt
Organism: Asparagus officinalis (garden asparagus)
Lineage: Eukaryota; Viridiplantae; Streptophyta; Magnoliopsida; Asparagales; Asparagaceae
Exons: 2
Coding region: 287-1048 (253 amino acids)
Source: RefSeq, a predicted model, not a curated record